This is a messenger RNA of Theobroma cacao (cacao), 531 nucleotides long. NCBI's taxonomy places the organism in Eukaryota, Viridiplantae, Streptophyta, Magnoliopsida, Malvales, Malvaceae. The record is from RefSeq and is a predicted model, not a curated record.
AUGCCUAUUGAGGCAGCACAGGCAUUGGCAGCUUUCUUUACCGCAAUGGCUGGUGGAGCUCCGACUGGUCAAGUUCCACCUAUAGUACCACCAGUUACUCCUUUAGUUCCACCACCGCAAGAUGCAGUAGGGGAAGAAUCGGCUGCGUCUACCAUUCGUGCAGCACCUGCUGCUGAGCAGGCCGAUAGUCCUCCACAUCCUCCACCUGCUCCACCACCUACGGGUAUUCCCACCAUGCCUACUGAGGCAGCACAGGCAUUGGCAGCUUUCUUUACCGCAAUGGCUGGUGGAGAUCCGACUGGUCAAGUUCCACCUAUAGUACCACCAGUUACUCCUUUAGUUCCACCACCGACGGGUCAUAUUAGAAGUAAUUGCCCACGGUUAGGACGAGCCACGGUAGUUGCAUCAUUUUCACCAGCUCACACUGAUAUGCAGAGGAGAGAUUCUUCUGGGUUGCCACCGAGACAGGGAGUAGCCAUACGGUCCGGUGUGGAGAGUAAUACCCCGGCACAUCCACCUUCGAGACCAUAG